CCUGGGGGGGUAGGCCCACGACCUGUUCAGGACAAUCGUUCACCGGUGUUUUGGCACGCGAGCCGAGGAAUCGAAACUCAGCGUCGGCCGAGUUGCUAACCGCUGCGCCACCGCUCCCUCCUCCCCCCCCCCCAUGAGCACGUGACGCGCCUUCACCCAAUGGGUGUCGUCUGCGUGCGGGGGGGGCAAACAUUUGCCGCCAUUAUUGAAUGGUGGGCGCGCGGCGUGCUCGGGUUCCCGCCUUCACGAGUGCAAACUCACCUCACGAGCGCUGGUUGUGAACGCAAUUUUUAAAGUUAUCGAUAACGACGACGACGUGUUUGUUUUGUUUUUUACUACCGUGUUAUUGUGACACGCGCAAAACCCAAAACCUGCGGAGCCGUGAAGCGAAGUUAACGGAGACGUUAACAAAUAAAAAAAACGAGAGAGGCAUUCGUGCGAAAGUUUUGUUGGCCGCUCGCAACGGCCGCAAACUUGCGUACCAGCAAUCGUAAACUCGCACAAAGGAGAAAAAAAUAACAUUAUUGACGCUUACGGGUGAGUUCGUCGAAGAAUAGAAUAGUGAAACGAGCCUGUAGCACCUGGGACGCGCGGCACGGCCACACGCGAUCCAGGCUCUGCCCCAGCUUCGCUUCCGAGAUCGGCGGCCACAUUCCGGGUGAUAUGUGGGCAAAUGUGCCUUGGACGGCAGUACAGGAUAUCGGUUUAUAGUAUUAUAACUUAAUUUGUGCGUGUUUUUUUUUUUUAAACCGGUUAUCAAAUUACUGGUAACGUUAAAUGUGUGAAGAAUGUGCACUGAAUGCCUACUUUAUCGAGGUAGAUAUUGGCACGUAAAUAAACAUUGAAGAACCCUUUCAUUUAGGGGUGUUUAUAUAAAAAAGUAACGUUUGAUGCAUUUUGUACAUUGCAUGUGAAGUCUUAACAUUGUCAUUGGCAGUGCAGUCACGGCGGAUUCUGGCCAUUCUUAACUUCCUUUCAUCUUGACCUUUGUCCACGUUUUGCUUGCUAUUUACACGGCUCAUCGAUUAAUUAGGCCCAUUUUCCCAAAACUUAAGUCUCAAAAUAUCGACGUAAUUUCACGGUGAAGUUUUGUUAAAAUUGAAUCAUCUUUACGAAAGUGCCCCCUACUUUAUCAGACGACAGAGAGCUAGUUUGACUUGUAUGUCAUUUGUUAGCCGGAUGAUCCUGUUUAGCCAGCUUGCCAGGCUAUAUUUUACAAGGCAGAUCCGUGGUGCCUUGUGAACAGAGCAACAAGAAAACAAAGGCAAAUAUUGUUGCAGACAAUAAAUGCAGGGUCCCUACUAGGUAUUUGUAAUUGUGAACAAAGCAACAAAAAUAUGCCAGUGUCUUUAUAAUCGUCGACUUAUCCCAGUAUUCGAACUCAUGCUAUUAGCAUUGCUGGUUCUAUUGACACAGACACCAGCCCACUCAUUAUCAGCGAAGAGAUGUUAUCAGCUGACAUUUUUGUUUUGGUUCUGUUGUCCCUAGCACGGUUAACGUGAAUUACUCAGCAGCGCUCGAUCGGGGAGUAACAAUCCUUGGAAUUCUAGGAGGAGCGCUAGCCGAGUCCCUGUGGCUGCGGGCGAUGGCGUGUUCCGGCCCCCGGAAUGGGAACUUCGCGGAUAAUCGCCAGGGGCUGGCAUGUUCCAGCCCACGGAAUGGGAACUUUGCGGAUGAUCGCCAGGGGCUGGCGUGUUCCGGCCCACGGAAUGGGAACUUUGCGGAUGAUCGCCAGGGGCUGGCGUGUUCCGGCCCACGGAAUGGGAACUUUGCGGAUGAUCGCCAGCGGCUGCUCUCACGUCCAGAGACAAGCGGCUGCCAGCCACUGUCGUCUGCCGACGGCUCUCGAAUGGAGCACAACGCGACAGCAGACGCCAAGGGACCACAAGUGUCCCCUGACACAGCCUUGGAGGAAUGCGUUUACACAGAGCAAGACAUUCGGCGGAAAAUAUUCAUGGAUCGGCGGGCAAAAGCUAAGGCCUUAGUCAUCCAUGACUGCUUCAGAGAUGCCAAGGAAGGAGCUGCGAUUCCCAGUGAGCACCGUGCGUCCCAUAAUACGCUGGGUCACGCGUCGCCGCUGGACUGCCUUUACGGCUAUUUGAGCCUGGCGACGGCACCGGUGCAGGUUGGAGAUGCGGAAGACAUUCCCACAAAGAAUGGCAGGAUCGUCUACUCGCGUGAGCUUCUGCUUAACUAUCUGUACAGCCCCCUCUGCUGGGUCAAGCUCUCCCUGCCCAAGUACGACGUGGUGCUUAACAAGCCGCAUGGACAUGCACUGGAGAUCAAAGGCUCGAGCUCUUGAACACUUGCACCGCUUGGUCCACACCAAUGUGCAUCGGUGUGGCGCUUUGCUCUGUCACGUUUUCCCGUAAAGGUGAAGCAUUUUUGUGGAAAAGAUUGACUUGCGUUUUUUUUAGUGCCGUUCAGUUCGAAUCCAUAUCCUAGUUUAGAACUGAAAAUGUACGAAGUCUUCUUGGUUCUUUCGGUAAAUUCACGUAGAAGGGAAAUAAUGAAAUAAUACAAAUUAAACUAAA
Petromyzon marinus (sea lamprey) is the source of this 2534-nucleotide messenger RNA. The record is from RefSeq and is a predicted model, not a curated record. NCBI's taxonomy places the organism in Eukaryota, Metazoa, Chordata, Hyperoartia, Petromyzontiformes, Petromyzontidae.